AGAGACCAGGCAACUGAAGAGGCUGUUCCCAUCACUGGAUUUGCGGGUGGUGGAAGGGAUGGUAGUGCCAAUCUUCAUCCUGAGAAAGAUGUAUCAAAUGAUUGGCCUGCCCAUUGAUGAAAAACUGUCUGAGUACCUCAACACCAUCAUCUUACCAUAUUACAACAGAGAGGCGGCCAAUGAACAGGUUUUUGAUCCACUGCUAGGAGUCGAACCAGGCAAUCAUGGGCAUUACCUGAAACUGUCAAGAGAUGGAGCCAUUUUAUUUAUCCACACACAAGGGUUCCAGCAAAGCCAGGGCCGGACAUUGAAUAAUCUGGUUCAAUUACCCGGAGUGAAAAAGGGCACACAUCGAUUUGACCGGCCGAGGCAGGCAUUUAUGGUUCCAAUGUAUAUGAUGCCUGUCAACAUCAGACAACACAUCAGCAAUGGUAAAUACCACUAUUACAGUAUGUUGCCACUUUGCUUUGUGAGGAACACAUUUAACAUCUGAACUUUAUUUUUUUGUUGGAUUUAACGUCACACUGACACAUUUAUAGGUCACUUGACUUUCCAGCAUUGAUGGUAGAGGAAGACCUCAGGUACCCUCCACCAAGUAAGGCUUGAACCCACAUUGAUG
Messenger RNA from Mercenaria mercenaria, 619 nucleotides. RefSeq lists its product as uncharacterized. Lineage: Eukaryota; Metazoa; Mollusca; Bivalvia; Venerida; Veneridae. The transcript is spliced from 3 exons. Bases 59 to 493 code for a protein of 144 amino acids. The record is from RefSeq and is a predicted model, not a curated record.